CAUGUACCAUUUUCACAUUUCUUAGAGAUGAAGAUGCACAUGAAAGAGCACCACCCAGAUUCUACUCUGUGCACCAACUUCGUGAAAAACGGCAGGAUAAGUAAGAGGACCGUGCUUCUUUGUCCUGCGGAUGAGUGUUCGUUUUAUUCUGCUAUGUUCAGUAGUCUACAAGAACACAUGAGUUGUCAUCAAGAAAGUUUCCUGCAAAAUUUCACCACAACGGAAUCUGAAACUGCAGCACGUAUGCCAACACAAACAGCACCACCAGAUGGCGAUAGCUCUGUUCAUCAAUCCAAGAAAAAACAGAAGCCAAGAACAGAACUGCAACCCGGCCUUGAAUACACGUGCGUCAUAUGUGUCAUUGAAAGAAAAACAACAUUGAUUUUCAAAAAUCCCGAAGAUUUGAGGCGACACACUGUAGAAGCCCAUCCUCCCAAGCUACAGAAUUGUUUCAGUUGGGACCCUUUGAAUUCUGACAAAGAGAGGAAAGGUUGAGUUCAAUUUACAGGAUUCCAAUGGAGCAUUUUCGCCUGAACUGAAAUAGCCUCGAAUGCUGAAAGAAUUGCAAUUGCACCUUUGUUAAAUGGCGAAUCGUUUAAAUAAUGAAAGAGGGAAUCUGCCAGUCCCAGUACGUACCAAGUUACAUAAAAAAAUUGAAAAAAUAAACA
This is a messenger RNA of Lingula anatina, 668 nucleotides long. RefSeq lists its product as uncharacterized. The record is from RefSeq and is a predicted model, not a curated record. Lineage: Eukaryota; Metazoa; Brachiopoda; Lingulata; Lingulida; Lingulidae.